UUAUUUUUGCUUUCAUCGAAAGAAGGCACAUCGGCUGACUGGCUUCCCGAAGUCUUUCACCAGCCUGUGUCAUUUUACUUCCCCGAUUCCAGAGAAAAAUAAGGCUACUGUUUAUAUUUUUAGAAUUUUUAAUGUAUUUGUGCGUUGAAGUUUCUGUAGCGGUUUGAUUGAGUUUUGGGGGUGGAGUUGUUAGCACCACGUCCCAAACCUCCAUUUUAUCUGGGCUUGGGACCGGCUAGUGUUAAGUUUAGACCAAUUGCCAUUACCUCUCCUUUCUUGAAACUGAUGGAGAAAUUACUUUACAAAAACUCAUUCCCUCCCUAAGCUUCUCAAAUGAUCCAAAGCAGUUUGCUUAUAAACAGGGUAGAAGUACUUUGGAUGCUGCUGCUGUUUUCAUCACAACAUUGUAUCCUCCUUAGACAAAGGGGCCAAGUAUGUCCGUUGUACUUUCCUUGAUUACACAUCUGCUUUUGACUCUGUACCUAGAGGCCUUUUGUUAAACAAGCUUAGCCUUACACAAACUGAGUCCUGGGCUAUCAACUGGCUGCACUCUUACUUCUCCAAUAGGAUGCAGUACACGGUAUAUAAUGGUGUAGCUUCCUCUCCUUUGCUUACUGAAGCUGGUGUUCCUCAGGGUGCUGUUCUCUCGCCGUUUCUCUUUUCCUUCUUCUUACAUGACUUACCUCUCUCAGACGAAAUCAACUUCGUCAAAUAUGCAGAUGACCUGACUGUUUCGCUUCCCGUUAAGUCUCAGUCAGACUGCUUCAAAUUAAAUAGCUUCCUGUCGGACAUCAGUCAGUGGUCUAAAAUAAAUGGCCUAACGCUGAAUCCCUCAAAAUGCCAGACUGUCGACUUCUCCUUUAGGCAUAAACGAGAUCUACAAACACUAGUAAGCACUCAUGAUGUCUGUAGAAUCGAGGGGACUAUAAUUGAAACAAAGUCUAAUGCAAAAUACCUCGGAUUAGUUAUAUCUUCCGACCUUACUUGGUCAUCUCAUAUCCAAAUGAUUUCCAAGAAAGUGUUUCGUCUAACCUACUACAUUAAGAAACUCAGACUAACUGGAGUCCCUCAACCUCUGCUUACACAAUUUGUCAACUCUCGUAUCCUACCUAUUCUACUUUACUGUUCCCCGUUAGUCUUUCCUGGGUUACUGAAAAAGGAUUAUACCAUCCUGAGAAGGAUGUUGAAGGUAGUUAGCAGGACUAGCGGUGUAAAACUCAGUCAGCUCGUCACAACAUUAGUGGAUAAGCAUCUGAAUACAUGUGAGAAAUGGUCUAAAACCAUACUCUCUGACCCCCAACACCCCCUCUAUUCCCAACUCUCUCCUUGCAUCUCAUCAGGUAGAACCAGAAAUCAGUACAAAAUAAUAUAUGCUCGCACAACCAAGUAUAGGAACUCAACGAUACCAUAUUUGGCCCGUGUUCUAAGUGACAGAGACAAUGUUAAGCGUGAAACCUAUGACUUGCUUUGUUGUUAAUAACA
Messenger RNA from Trichobilharzia regenti, 1482 nucleotides. The record is from the annotation of a GenBank genome assembly. Lineage: Eukaryota; Metazoa; Platyhelminthes; Trematoda; Strigeidida; Schistosomatidae.